Molecule: messenger RNA, 5386 nt
Organism: Paramisgurnus dabryanus
Lineage: Eukaryota; Metazoa; Chordata; Actinopteri; Cypriniformes; Cobitidae
Gene: ltk
Product: leukocyte receptor tyrosine kinase
Biological process (GO): regulation of neuron differentiation; multicellular organism development; regulation of cell population proliferation
Cellular component (GO): signaling receptor complex; plasma membrane
Molecular function (GO): ATP binding; protein binding; transmembrane receptor protein tyrosine kinase activity
Source: RefSeq, a predicted model, not a curated record
GGCGCGAGCAGUAAGGCGAGCAGGCGCGAACUUUCAGAGCUGGAUGGUUACGCAAAUACGCUUUUAUUAUUAUUAAUAUUAAUCUUUUCCAACCCAAGGAAUAAAGAAACUGGACAGCGAUUAGGUUUACUUUAUCUCCAGGAUCCUUUUUAAGGAGCCAUGGAUUAUUUUACUGGGCAAACUUCUGCGAAACUCGCGUUUCUCAUCUUUACAGUGAUCAGCAGCAGUUGUGCUCUGUUGGAACGAAUGUUGGAACAUCCACCAGCACAUCCAGACACUCCUGACUCCAGUUCAAAAGAAGACAGUGAACUUUCCUACUGUGAUUUUGAAUCUUCAUGUUCUUGGACCUUAUCCAAUCACAGCACAGGAGAGGACUGGUUAGUCACAUCACCACAACAACACAGAGCCAAUAGAUGGGGUGUUCAACCAGUCAAAGAUUAUUCUACUGGAAAAUCUGAAGGUCAUUAUCUGUUACUAAAGCCCAGCUCAACUCAUGUUGGUAGAUGUAUUUUCCACAUCACCAGUCCUGUAGUGCAAACCAGUGGGCCAACGUGUCGCCUUCGACUCGCUCGCUAUCAACCAGAACCACACAGAGGAAAUCUCUCCGUCUUCGUGAAACAUGCCGACUCUUCUGACAUAACACCGGUAGCUGUUACGCUCAAGGAACAAGGAAGUGGCAGGGCACAGUGGGAUGUGCUGGAGGCUCUGAUUGGUCAGUCAGAUGAACCCUUCCGGGUGACAGUGCAGUACUCUUCCUGUAGAAGUCAUGAGGUCGGUUUUCUUGCGAUUGAUUCGCUGGAGCUGAUGGACUGUGUGAUGGGUGAUGAUGAUUUACGGUUGAAUCUAGACUGUGAGAAUCCUUCAUCUUUUCACUGCAAUAGCGGAAGCUGCAUUGAGCAACAAAGAGUGUGUGAUUUUCAUAUUGACUGCCCACUUGGGGAGGAUGAGGGAUUAAUAUGCAAUGCUUUACCUUUUGGCUCAUAUUGUUCUUUUGAGUCUGGCACUUGUGGAUGGUCUGCGUCUAAUUCCCAGUCCACAUGGAAACGAGUUAGCGGAGAACAGCUAUCUGAAAACAGUGAUCUACUGGGCACAAUGCUUCAAAACACUAAAGGGCAUUUUCUUUUCCUCAAGGUCAAAGGUCACGGUGAUGAAAGUGACGUGAUCCUUCAAAGCCCUGCUUUUCCCUCAACUAUAUCCAAUCAUGGAUGUCAGUUACACUUUUCCCUGUACCUUUAUGGAGACUUCAAUGGAACGGUUGUUGUUUCUGUGGUAGAAAAUGAAACCUCAUCACCUUCGCUUGUGUGGGAGAAAUCUGGAAAAUGGAAAGAUAGUUGGCAGGAUGUCAAUCUGCAGAUAACAAAGAUCUUAAAUGGGUUUUAUAUUACAGUGCAGACGUCAUGGACAUCUGGCUCAAAGGCUGACAUUGCACUAGAUGGUAUUUCAUUAAGUGCGGGAUGUUUUGAAACAGAUUUAAAUAAAUACCGUUUGGAAAAAAGGGCUUCAAGACUCCAGCUAACCAAAGACCAUAAUUUGGACUCCAACAGUGAUUUAGAUGACAACAGCCCUUUACCGGAGCCCUUUGCAUCAGAUGUGUCCCUAAUGACAUGGUUGUUUACCUCCUGUGGAGCAAGUGGACCUCUAGGACCGACUCAAGCCCAGUGUGACAGCGCUUACCGCAACACCAACAUCAGCGUGGUGGUGGGAAAGGAAAGCCCUCUCAGGGGUGUUCAGAUGUGGAGGGUGCCAGCUACCCAAAUGUACAAGAUUUCAGCGUAUGGAGCCGCAGGUGGCAAAGGAGCAAAGAACCAUAACAAGCGCUCACAUGGUGUAAUCAUCUCAGCUAUCUUCCCUCUGGAUGCAGGAGAAAUACUCUACAUCCUAAUUGGUCACCAAGGGGAAGAUGCCUGUCCAGGGAGAAACGACCUUACGCAAAACAUUUGCCUGGGCGAGUCUUCUAUUAUCGAAGAUGGGUUGGACGGUGACGGUUUAGCUUUGGAGGUGGCAGGGGGUGGAGGUGGCGGUGGGGGAGCUACUUACAUUUAUCGAAUGGAGAACGGGGAAGCAGUCCCUUUGCUGAUUGCGGCAGGAGGGGGAGGAAUGGCCUACCUGGAGGACCCUGAAAGCAGCCUGGAGCAGAUGUUUCUGGAACAGUAUGAGAAUGAGAUGGCAGCCGCAGGUGUCAAUGGCAAAACUGGAGCUGCAGGUGGAGGAGGAGGAUGGAACGACUCAACUUCUGACUCCAGGGCAGGAAGAUCUGUCGUUGAAGGAGGGCAAGGGGGCUCAUCCUGUCCUCAAGCUCUGGAAAAGCUAGGAUGGGCUACAUCUGGAGGAUUUGGGGGAGGAGGUGGUGCGUGCACUGCUGGAGGGGGCGGUGGAGGUUACAGAGGUGGAGAUGCGCCACUUUCUGAUGGUAUCACAGCAGAUGGACAAGAUGGAGUCUCUUUUGUUCACCCCAUUGGGAAGAUAUUUCUUCAACCACUGGCAGCCAUGGAGAGUCAUGGAGAAGCUGAGAUCAAGGUGUAUCUGAAUUGCAGCCACUGUCAGACACAGAGUUGCAAGCGAGAUGAAGAUACUAAACUCAUCUUCUGCUUGUGUGACAACGAUGAGGUGCUUGCACCAGACAACAUCACCUGCUUAGUUGUUCCACUGGGGUCUCUGGCAGAUGGACCUCCCUCCCUCAUAUUUAUCCUGGCAGUGAUCGCGUCCACGGUAGUAACCGGUGUCGUUCUGACCUGCGCCAGCCUCACUCUCAUCUAUUAUCGUAAAAAGAACCACCUGCAUGCGGUCAGGAUUCGUCUGCAGAGCCCGGAGUACAAACUCAGCAAAAUUCGUUCUUCCACCAUUAUGACUGAUUACAACCCUAACUACUGCUUUGCUGGCAAAGCACCCUCACUAAAUGAGCUAAAAGAGGUGCCACGCAAGAACAUCACACUCCUCAGGGCAUUGGGUCACGGGGCCUUUGGCGAAGUAUAUGAAGGACAGGUGUUGGGCAUGAAAGGAGACAACACUGCUAUGCAGGUUGCUAUAAAGACUCUUCCAGAAAUCUGCUCCGAACAGGAUGAGAUGGAUUUUCUUAUGGAGGCCCUGAUUAUGAGUAAGUUUAACCAUCAGAACAUUGUGCGCUGUAUUGGAGUCAGUCUGCAGAUUUUGCCUCGCUUCAUCCUGCUCGAACUUAUGACCGGAGGAGAUUUAAAGAGCUUCUUGAGACUGAACCGACCCAGAACUAACCAGCCCUCUUCUCUGAGUAUGCUUGAACUGCUACACAUGGCAAGAGACAUUGCACUCGGCUGUCGCUACCUAGAGGAGAACCAUUUCAUUCACAGAGACAUCGCAGCACGCAAUUGCCUUUUGACCUGUCCUGGUCCAGACAGAGUGGCUAAAAUUGGAGACUUUGGAAUGGCUCGUGACAUAUACAGGGCAAGUUACUAUAGGAAGGGUGGUCGUGCCAUGUUACCAGUGAAGUGGAUGCCACCUGAAGCCUUCUUGGAAGGCAUUUUUACCUGCAAAACUGACACUUGGUCGUUCGGGGUACUGCUGUGGGAGAUUUUCUCUCUUGGGUACAUGCCUUAUCCGUGCAAGACCAAUCAGGAAGUAUUGGAAUUUGUAACAGGGGGAGGUCGUAUGGAUCCUCCUAAAAACUGUCCGGGGCCAGUUUAUCGGAUUAUGACACAGUGUUGGCAACAUUGUCCAGAGCACCGACCGAACUUCACCACCAUUUUAGAGAGGAUCAACUACUGUACACAGGACCCUGACGUCAUCAACACUGCUCUUCCAGUGGAGUACGGUCCGGCUCUGGAAGAAGACAGUAGCACUGUUAUCCACCCAGAUGGAUCUGUUCGCAUGAGUCCUCUACUAGCCGGGCACUCUAUCUCUCAAGAUGCUUGUUCCCAAACAGGAAUCUCAUGCCAAUCUCCACAGGCCCUCAAGCCACAUUUGCAGCCACAAAGAACACCCCAGCUUGCACACGAGGUAGGAACGUACCAUGAACCACUGGAGCAAUGUUGGGCUGAGUCUGGUGCCUGUCCUGGACAAUGGCUUCAGGUCCCAGACCACCGACCGUGCUCCAGAACCAGCUCAUCAUCAGGUAGCCAGAAGCUGAAGAACAAGACUAAAAAUCUGUGGAACCCCACCUACGGUUCCUGGGUUCUGGAGAGCAUUGGUAGAGGCAAAACAACCCUGUCCCACACACAGUCCAUGCCUCCAUCUUGUAACCCUCCAUCAACCACUGUUUCAGCCUGUACUUCAGAGUGCGUUGAUCCAGAAGUAGCUGAUGCAAUCGUUUCUACGCCCAAAUGUCCGCCUCCAUCUGCCACGUCCUCCCCGACCGCCUUUAAACCUAAGCGUCCUCCAUCAAGCUUGGCUUCUCGGAAAGGUGCAGAAGUAUCUACAGGAGGCUCGCUUGCUGCGGUUAUGGACUUGGCAAAACUCCAGAGCUUCCCGUGUGGCAAUGUAAACUAUGCUUAUGACGAGCAGAGCUAUGAGUCGGAGAGCUUGCCCGUGCUAGGGGCCAAUGCCGUGGAGCCCAGCACUACAUCUUCACUGGCUGCUCUAGGCCUGGCCACAACCAUAACCCAAAAGCCUCUGGUCAAGCGGCACUCUAGCUAUGGACAUGAGGAUGUCAGAAGGUACACCCAACUUGAGAAUCCCAUGAGGGACAGAGAUUCUGGCUUUUCACUGUCGGAGGACCUCAGUGUCACCUCGGUGUAACAUUGCAGAAAGGACUUGGACAGCAGUAGAUAUGGAAAAACACCCAGCACCUCAUUUUGUUUGGCCCUAAACUUUUAUCAGAUUUUUGGUGUUUUGUUUUAAUGUGUUGAUGCUAGUUGCCAUGUAUUAGCUAGAAGCCGAAUGUCAGGUUAGUACUGCUAGUGGAUGAUCGUAAAAGAGAGUGUUGCUUUUGUGGGUUACCAAAAACACCAAAGACAUAGAGAGUCGGUGUAACUAUUUUCUCUCUCUUCUUAAAUGCUGAUGGUUUCUAUGGAAACUUGGCUAAUAGCAGCCCCUUUACACUGGAUUCUCAUCUGUUGUCUACACUGUGAAAACACAUUAGGUUCACUUUAUGGACCCUCUUAAAUGACAAAUCCUACGUGUUUCUGUUUUCUACUGAUUAAUCGUUAUUAUUACUGCGUAUAUAUGUAAGUUUAAAGGUGCAAUGUGUAUUUUUUAGAAGGAUCUAUUGACAGAAAUGCAAUAUAAUAUACAUAACUAUAUUACAGGGUGCGUUUCGUCUCCCCCACGCACAGCUUAGUGACGCCGUUCUAAAAAACAGAACACAUUGUUUUUUAUGAGUGUACGCACACAAGCGCCGCUGUGACUCAGGACACUGCUCAAAUCCCUGUCACGCCACAGCACCACUCACAUAGUUUACCAUUAAAAAACAUCAUAU